AAAAACUUGAAAAGUGAACUAUUCCUCCCCACAAUGGCUACUACUCUCCCCUCUCUUCUCCCCUUCUCUCCUCCCUCAUACCAAAGGCUUCCACAGCGGUCUUCUCCUUCACAUCCAUCCUACUUAUCGCACCCUUCCUUUCUCCUCCUCCACGACUGCUCUCAUCCCAAUGAAAUCUUCCAAGCUCUCACCCCUAUCAUCAAGAACUGCUUGAUUUCCGAACCCUUCGUCCAAAAUAAGCUCGUCGCACUCUUCUCCCGUUGUGGAUGCAUCAAUGAGGCUUCCAAGCUCUUCUCCUGCAUCCUCUACAAGCCCGAUGAGCUCUACCACUGUCUUCUUCGCGGUCAUGCUCACCAUUCACCUUUAGAAGAAUCCCUCUCUUUCUACUCUCAGAUGCGGCUUGCUGGUGUUGGCCCACUGGUUUACAGCUUAACCUAUCUCCUCAAGAGCUGUGGUGACCGCUCCGAUCUCAAGAGAGGUAAAGAAGUUCACUCUCAGCUGAUUUCGAAUGGGUUUGGCUCCAAUAUCCAGGCCAUGACUUCUGUAGUCAACAUGUAUUGUAAGUGCCGUCUUGUUGAAGACGCACGCAAGAUGUUCGAUCGAAUGCCUGAAAAGGAUUUGGUGAGUUGGAAUGCUUUGGUAGCUGGUUACGCUCAAAAUAGUCUAGCGAAAGAAGCACUGGAGUUGGUUGUGACGAUGCAGGAGUGUGGUCAAAGACCAGAUUCGAUCACAAUCGUCUCAGCUCUUCCAGCUUGUGCUGAUAUAGUCUCUUUGAGGAUUGGGAAGUCAGUUCACGGUUUCGCAAUUAGAGCUGGGUUUGACACACUGGUAAACAUCUCGACCACAGUCGUCGACAUGUAUUCGAAAUGUGGUUCGUUAAGUUCAGCUAGGUUGGUGUUCGACAGAAUGCCGGUUAAGAAUGUUGUCUCAUGGAACUCCAUGAUUGUUGGAUAUGUAAGCGGCAAUGAAGCUGGAGAAGCUUUGAAACUAUACAAGAUGUUUUUGGAAGAAGGAAUCAAUCCAACAGAUGUUACCAUGAUGGGAGUGUUACAGGCUUGUUCCGAGCUUAGCGAGUUAGAAGAAGGAAGGGAAGCUCAUAAGCUUCUGGUUAGAAAUGGAUUAGGAUCUGAUACCUCAGUCAUGAAUGCUCUGAUAACAAUGUAUUCAAAGUGCAAGAGAACUGAUCUUGCAGCUGAAGUCUUUCAAAGCUUACAGUCUAAGAGUCUUGUGUCUUGGAAUGCUAUGAUAUUAAGUUAUUCACAGAAUGACAGACCAACUGAUGCAGUGAACCUUUUCUUCAAGAUGUUGAAGAAGAACAUAAGACCGGAUUCAUUCACACUGGUCAGUGUGAUUCCAGCACUUGCAGACAUAUCGCUCCCUCGUCAAGCGAAAUGGAUACAUGGCUAUGCUAUCAGAUUGCUUCUAGAUUCCAACAUCUUUGUCAGAACUGCUCUCAUUGAUUUGUACGGGAAAUGCGGGGCAUUGAGCUCAGCGAGAUUGCUCUUCGAUCUUAUGACAGAGCGGCAUGUGACGACAUGGAAUGCGAUGAUAGACGGCUAUGGAAGUCAUGGUUUGGGAAAGAUGUCACUCUGGUUAUUUGAGGAGAUGAAGAGGAGUCCAGUUAAGCCUAGUGAUGUAACAUUCCUUAACAUUCUCUCAGCCUGCAGCCAUGCUGGGUUAGUAGAUGAAGGGAAGAAGUACUUCAGGUCUAUGAGUGAAGACUAUGGCUUUGAGCUUGGAAUCGAUCAUUAUGGAGCCAUGGUCGACCUCUUGGGUCGCUCCGGGAGACUAGAAGAAGCAUGGAGCUUCAUAGAGCAGAUGCCACUUAAACCAAGCAUCAGCAUAUACGGCGCAAUGCUCGGAGCCUGUAAAAUCCACAAGAAUGUGCAGAUUGGCGAGGCAGCGGCAAAGAGGCUCUUCGAGCUUGAACCCGAAGAAGGUGGCUACCAUGUCUUACUAGCUAACAUAUAUGCAUCAGUCUCAUUGUGGGAGGAUGUGGCUAGAGUGAGGAAGAUGAUGGAGAAACAAGGAAUUCAGAAGACACCAGGUUAUAGUUUUAUUGAAUUCAAGAAUCAAGUGCACACAUUUUACAGUGGAAUGACAAAUCAUCCACAAGCAAAGCAGAUAUAUGCCAAGCUUGAUGAAUUGAUUGAGGAGAUCAGAUUAAUUGGAUACAUUCCAGAUAAGAAUUUGGUGCGUGAUAUUGAAGAUGAUGUAAAGGAGACAUGGCUUAACAGUCACAGUGAGAAACUGGCCAUUGCAUUUGGGCUUAUAAACACAAAACCUGGUACUACCAUACAGAUAAGAAAGAAUUUGAGAGUAUGUAGUGAUUGUCAUAAUAUGACAAAGUUGAUUAGCAGAAGCACCGGCAGGGAGAUUAUUGUUAGGGAUAUGAAUCGAUUUCAUCAUUUCAAGGAUGGGGAAUGUUCAUGUGGGGAUUACUGGUAAUUAUUGUUUAGGGUUUAAGAUUUGUGAUUAUCUCACUUAUAUGAAUAAAUUUAAUUUUUUAUA
Molecule: messenger RNA, 2511 nt
Organism: Dendrobium catenatum
Lineage: Eukaryota; Viridiplantae; Streptophyta; Magnoliopsida; Asparagales; Orchidaceae
Product: pentatricopeptide repeat-containing protein At1g11290, chloroplastic
Exons: 1
Coding region: 34-2448 (804 amino acids)
Biological process (GO): RNA modification
Molecular function (GO): protein binding; zinc ion binding; RNA binding
Source: RefSeq, a predicted model, not a curated record